GCUUCCGAAAAGAAACGACUAUGAAAUUGGAUAUUAUGUAUCAUCUGACUAUAAAAAUCUUGGUAUAGCAACUUCAGCAGUUGAUUUUAUUACAAAUGAAAUAAUUUUCAAAGAAUUUAAUUGUGAAAAAAUAUAUGGAAUUAUAUUUAAAGAUAAUAUUGGAAGCGAGAAAGUAUUACGAAAAAGUGGAUUUGAAUUUGUUGGAGGGAUUGAAGGAGGUUUAGAAAAGAAUCGAGAGAAAAAAGAUUUAAAAUGCUUUCUGAAGAUCAAAAAAAUGCAAUAA
Entrophospora sp. SA101 is the source of this 283-nucleotide messenger RNA. The record is from the annotation of a GenBank genome assembly. NCBI's taxonomy places the organism in Eukaryota, Fungi, Glomeromycota, Glomeromycetes, Entrophosporales, Entrophosporaceae.